Molecule: messenger RNA, 1311 nt
Organism: Raphanus sativus (radish)
Lineage: Eukaryota; Viridiplantae; Streptophyta; Magnoliopsida; Brassicales; Brassicaceae
Product: putative FBD-associated F-box protein At5g56430
Exons: 4
Coding region: 1-1311 (436 amino acids)
Molecular function (GO): protein binding
Source: RefSeq, a predicted model, not a curated record
AUGUGUUAUAUCAACGAGUUACUUGACGAUUUGCUGGUGAAUAUUUUGCUACUAAUCCCGACAAAAGAGGUCGUGGCGACGUCGCUUUUGUCCAGACGAUGGCGUUCCGUCUGGAAACUCGUUCCCAAGCUUGAUUUUCGUGACUAUUCAUACAGAUAUCACGACACAUCCGCCGCGCCUUCAGAGUUCAUCGACAAGUUCUUGGAGCGAAACACAUCCCCCGUUCUAGAAACUUUCCAUCUCAAUCUUUAUCAUUGCCGAGAUUACUCCCCUGAAUCUGUCGAAAAAUGGGUUAACGUUGCGGUUGCUCGCAAUGUUGUUGAUCUUGAGCUUAUAUAUUGCCUUUUCGGUGUUCCUAUACGGUUUCCCACGAGCUUGUACACACAUGAAACCCUUGUGGUAUUAAGCCUCAGAGGAACGUUCGUUGAGGACGUUUCUUCGAAAACAUGUCUCCGGAGCCUCAAGUCUUUAUCUCUUCGAUUUAUGAGGUUCUAUAGCGAACAAACCGUUGAUAGGUUUUUGUCUUGCUUCCCUGUUCUCGAAACAUUGGUUGUACGUGGAUGGAUAUGCGUUAACGUGAAGACGUAUUCGAUUCGUGUGCCGUCGCUGCAGAGCCUAGACAUCGAGGAGUUAGUAGGCGGUUAUACUGAUCCAAGAUAUGAUCAUGGUUACGUGAUCGAUGCUCCUCGUUUGAAGUUUUUGCAUAUCGUCGACCAUUAUUGCGGCUAUUGUUCGUUGGUGAACGUCCCUGAGAAACUGGAAGCAGAGAUCCACCUUAGGUUUUGUGAUUCUGACAAGCUUCUUGGAUCUCUUACCUCGGCUAGAAAACUUUCCUUGUGUUUAAAACCACAAAUGGAUUCAUGUCUAAAAGGGGACUUUGAUCAGCUCGUGUCUCUAGAGCUUUGUGUUAUGUGCUCCUUGGAUUGGUUGAAUAUCAUCCUCAAGCAUUCUCCUAAACUCCGAGCUCUCAGGCUCUCGAGAACGAUACACAGCUGCCAAAAUUCUCGAAAUGUCCGAACUAACUGGGAGCGACCGAGUUGUGUUCCUGAAUGUUUGAUGUCCAGUCUCGAAACUGUGGAGUGGAUUGCGUAUGAAGGAACAGAAGAAGAGGAAAAUGUGGUGAAGUAUUUGUUGGAGAAUGGGAACCUUUGUUUUAAAAAGCGUUGGCGCAGGGAUAUUUAUGGCAUGUUUAGUUAUGAAAUUCUUAGAUUGGGGCCGAGGAGCCAGGCUAGCUCAGGGCCUCAGGCGACGGUGAUACCACCUUUGUGCACUUUUGAAGAGAAGCUAGGGCACAAAAAGCUUUUAUUGUGA